GACAAGUACUUUACAGGGGUACUUCCCAUUGACAAUAGGUAUAUCCACUUUUACAUAUGAUGUUAAGAAUCUCAUUACACCGACACAUCAGAGGAUCAACUAUAGUGAGUAUCUCUAGGGUGACUAAAGUCCGUACAUGGUUAAACAAAGGGUAGGAGAAGUUUCUUGAAAGCCAGUACAAAUUGAUAUUAUUGACUGGGCUUAUUUCUCAGAAUGUGGAUGUUGGCACGGUACUUGUAGUAGUGUUCAAAUAGGUAUUAUUCUGUACAGUAUUGUUAGUUAGUACACCCCUGGGGUAAAGUUUCUCUUGCAACUUCAACCAAUACAUCUACAUCCUAGAUAACAAUCCAAAAUGAACAACAACACAACUCUUUCAAAUAUGCAUGAACACCUGAACCCCAUUGUUUUCUUUGACAUGUCACUUGGAGGAGAGCCUCUAGGGCGUGUUAAAAUGGAACUGUUUGCAGAUGUAACACCACGAACAGCGGAAAACUUUCGUCAAUUCUGCACAGGUGAAAGCAAAGAUAUUCAAGGCCGAUCGCAGGGCUAUAAGAAUAGCAAAUUUCAUCGAGUAAUCAAGGAUUUUAUGAUACAAGGGGGGGACUUUGUCAACGGUGAUGGUACAGGAUCUCGUUCUAUCUAUGGCACCUCAAAAUUCCCAGACGAGAAUUUCGCCUUGAGGCACGACCGUGGUGGUCUGUUGAGCAUGGCUAAUUCUGGUCCAAAUACAAAUGGCUGUCAAUUUUUUAUAACAACAACGCCGGCUCCUUUCUUGGACAACAAGCACGUGGUCUUUGGUCAAGUCGUUGACGGAAUGGAUAUUGUGCGGAUGGUUGAGAAUACCCGCACAACUAGAGACAAACCUAAUCAGGAUGUGGCCGUGGUGCAGUGUGGAGAAAUGUAAUAAUCGAGUUGAUGUUUCUAUACUACAAAAAUGCAGUACAUGCUUGAGAAAUCUCCAUAGUUGUGGUGACCGUGAGUCUCUUCGAAAAGACACGGACACCAGCCAAAUCAACAAGACGAGAUAGGAAAGAAAAUACAGAGUAGUGCCUAUAACUGAA
Molecule: messenger RNA, 1061 nt
Organism: Aspergillus glaucus CBS 516.65
Lineage: Eukaryota; Fungi; Ascomycota; Eurotiomycetes; Eurotiales; Aspergillaceae
Gene: cyp3
Product: putative peptidyl-prolyl cis-trans isomerase
Exons: 5
Coding region: 353-904 (183 amino acids)
Biological process (GO): protein folding; protein peptidyl-prolyl isomerization
Cellular component (GO): intracellular membrane-bounded organelle
Molecular function (GO): peptidyl-prolyl cis-trans isomerase activity
Source: RefSeq, a predicted model, not a curated record